Solanum dulcamara is the source of this 2517-nucleotide messenger RNA. RefSeq names its product nuclear poly(A) polymerase 4-like. The coding region runs from base 278 to 2266 and encodes 662 amino acids. NCBI's taxonomy places the organism in Eukaryota, Viridiplantae, Streptophyta, Magnoliopsida, Solanales, Solanaceae. Gene Ontology annotation, molecular function: poly(A) RNA polymerase activity; RNA binding. The record is from RefSeq and is a predicted model, not a curated record. The transcript is spliced from 10 exons. Gene Ontology annotation, cellular component: nucleus.
AAAUCUUCCUCUUUGUUUCUAUAUCCUCAAUAUUCUCCUAACCUCAACUCGUAAUGUGAACGUGCGCUCUUUCGUGUCCCCUUUCCCCUUCUUCUUCAAGUUGUAGAUCUAGCCUGUUUUUUUUUCCCUUUUUGUUUUUUUACAUACAAGUCAAGAAAGCCUUUUUUCUUCAUUUACCUUUUGGGUCUCCCCCAAAAUUCGAUUCCGAUCCGCUUCUUGGUUAAUUUGGCCGUUUUCCCUGUGUAAAGUUUGAAUUUUUGGUUCUGUCGUCUUUAAGAUGGGGGUUUCCAAUUGUUCCACUACUUUGCCACCGUCCCAGCAGUAUGGGGUGACGAAACCCUUGUCUCUAGCAGGGCCUAUGGAGGCUGAUAUUCAGCGUACCAAAGAGUUGGAAAAGUUCUUGGUCGGUGCUGGAUUAUAUGAAAGCGCUGAGGAGGCUGCUAAAAGAGAAGGAGUUCUCUGCCAGCUAAAGCAGAUUGUGAAGGACUGGGUGAAAGAUCUUACUCGACUGAAAGGGUACAGUGAUCAGAUGGUUAAGGAUGCAAAUGCUGUCAUUUUAACUUUUGGUUCUUAUCGACUUGGGGUGCAUGGUCCUGGAGCUGACAUAGAUACCUUAUGUGUUGGACCAUCCUAUGUGAACCGAGAGGAUGACUUCUUUUUUUUAUUGCAUAAUAUUUUGGUGGAGAGGGAAGAAGUUACUGAACUGCAACCAGUUCCAGAUGCACAUGUCCCUGUUAUGAAGUUUAAGUUUGAUGGGAUCUCAAUUGAUCUUCUCUAUGCAAGCAUCUCUCUUUUGGUUGUGCCAGAUGACUUGGACAUAUCCAGUGAAUCUGUGUUGUGUAAUGUUGAUGAGCCUACUGUAAGGAGCCUUAAUGGCUGCAGGGUGGCAGAUAAAAUCCUUAAACAUGUUCCAAAUAUUGAGUUUUUCCGGACCACACUUCGAUGUCUAAAGUUUUGGGCUAAACAGCGUGGUGUUUAUUCAAAUGUGACUGGAUUUCUUGGUGGAGUUAACUGGGCUCUUCUAGUUGCUCGGGUUUGCCAGCUCUAUCCAAAUGCUGUUCCGAGUAUGCUGGUUUCUCGUUUUUUUCGUGUAUAUACACAAUGGCGCUGGCCAAAUCCUGUGAUGCUUUGUCAGAUAGAGGAUAAAGAAUUUGGAUUUUCUAUCUGGGAUCCGCGUAAAAAUCCUUGGGACCGGACACAUCAGAUGCCAAUUAUUACACCUGCCUAUCCCUGCAUGAACUCUAGCUACAAUGUGUCUGCAAGCACUCUUCGUGUUAUGACCGAACAAUUUGAAUUUGGUAACGACAUAUGUCAGGAAAUUGAACUUAAUAAAGCCCGGUGGGCUGCACUGUUUGAGCAGUAUUCUUUCUUCGAAAGCUACAAGAACUAUUUGCAAGUUGAUAUAGUUGCAGCUGAUGCGGAUGACUUACUUGUGUGGAGAGGCUGGGUCGAAUCCCGGUUAAGGCAGCUUACUUUGAUGAUAGAGCGGGACACAUUUGGGAAAUUGCAAUGCCAUCCUUAUCCCCAUGAGUAUGUGGACCCAUCCAAACAAUGUGACCAUCGUGCCUUCUUCAUGGGUUUGCAGAGGAGGCCAGGGGAGGUAGUUCAAGAAGGCCAGCAGUUUGAUAUUCGUGCGACAGUUGAUGAGUUUAGACACCAAGUAAACAUGUAUAUGUAUUGGAAACCUGGAAUGGAAAUGUUUGUGUCCCAUGUUCGUAGAAAGCAGAUUCCCUCUUAUGUUCUACCAGAUGGUUCUAAACGAAACCAAACACCAAGGCUAAUGAGUGGGCAGCUGGCAGAGAAACCUUCCUCUAGUAUAUGCAAGUCCAGAUCCGGAGAAAGAGGCAUGAAAAGGAAAAAGGAGCUUGAAGGUGCAGAAGAGAAUGUACAGAGUCAGGACAAGCGACGAUCAAUUAGCCCUCCAAGAAGGGAUUCACCUUCACCUCAACUAAUUGUUGGUCAGAAUAGUGGCAUGUUGUUACAACAUUGUUCCUCGACAGUUUCUGGAAGGAAGCGAGAGAGUGAAGAAAUUUCAAAUAAUGUGACGAAUGAUAAGAUGCAGUUUGCUAUUCUGGACAAAGAUAAUCAAAUUGAACGAAGUAAGUCACAAAGAGCACAAUGUGCGGAGAGCGCAGAUGGAUGCGUUUAUCAUUCUAGUGGUGUCACCGACUCGGACAUGAAGGUCAUGCAGCGGGCAGUAUUGGUUGCAACUCUCUCUGUUCCUCUCAGGGUGACUUAUACAGGGCAGAGUCCAAGUCACUGUUGAAUAAUGUGUGUGAAAAUGGUUCAAGACUUUUUGAAGAUGCGUUGCUGGAGUUGGAGGUUUUAAAUAAGUUUAUUUUGCCUCUUUUAUCUUUCUGACGUCAUUGAUUUUGUAAUUCAUACUUCCGUUCUUAGCAUUUGCCAUAACUUUGACCAGUUUUAUUUACUUGUGUUUCAUGAAGCCAAAAGCUGCACGUGGAGUGUUAACAUCUGUGGAUAGCAUUGGAUCGGAGUCUGUACAGAAAUCUUCUACAA